CCCCCAUUGGCUACGGCGCCCCCAACGCCAGGGCUCUCCCCCAUCUCCCCCUCGACAACGGUCCAUCCCGCUUCCAGCUGCUGCAGCCGCGCCUUCGCCGUCUCAGCAUCCAGCCGCCCCCUGCUCCGGCCCAGCAUGGCGACCCCGACCCAGCCUCCCUCAAAGGUUCCUCAGGAAUCUGACCCAUUUCACUACGACUACGACACCGUGCAGACUAUAGGCCUGACUCUGGCGACCAUAAUGUUUGUGCUGGGCAUCAUCAUCAUUCUCAGCAAGAAGGUGAAGUGCCGGAAGGCGGACUCCAGGUCUGAGAGCCCAACAUGCAAAUCCUGUAAGUCGGAGCUUCCCUCCUCAGCUCCUGGAGGUGGCGGCGUGUAAAACCAGCCCGGGGCACCUCCACUGCUGUCCCUACCUGAGUGCAGGAGCCUGAAGACCAGGUGGAGGCGGUGGGGAUCCCCGCCUUGCUCCGGGGAGCCGGUCCCCAACGAGCCACCCCACCCACCACGAGACUGGAGCUGCUGCACCCUGAUGUCGCUCCCCAGGCCUUGGCAAUGACGACCCCCCAAAGAGCCCAUCUGCACCCCAGAUCCAGGGACCCAGGCCUCCAGCUCAUGGGAUCUCGGAGUCCACCCCCAGCCCCCCCAGAAUCCCCGUGUACUGCUCUCCUGCACCUCCUCGUCUCUUUAAAGGGCCCUUCCCCUGCACCCUCAGUGUCUAUGUCUUGAGCUUAAUAAAUGUGCAUUUGGUUUUUUCCCUG
This is a messenger RNA of Condylura cristata (star-nosed mole), 757 nucleotides long. RefSeq names its product FXYD domain containing ion transport regulator 7 (gene FXYD7). The coding region runs from base 136 to 378 and encodes 80 amino acids. Gene Ontology annotation, molecular function: sodium channel regulator activity. Gene Ontology annotation, cellular component: membrane. The record is from RefSeq and is a predicted model, not a curated record. The transcript has 6 exons. NCBI's taxonomy places the organism in Eukaryota, Metazoa, Chordata, Mammalia, Eulipotyphla, Talpidae. Gene Ontology annotation, biological process: regulation of sodium ion transmembrane transporter activity.